Molecule: messenger RNA, 2070 nt
Organism: Plasmodium malariae
Lineage: Eukaryota; Apicomplexa; Aconoidasida; Haemosporida; Plasmodiidae
Gene: DRS1
Product: ATP-dependent RNA helicase DRS1, putative
Exons: 1
Coding region: 1-2070 (689 amino acids)
Molecular function (GO): RNA helicase activity; nucleic acid binding; ATP binding
Source: RefSeq, a predicted model, not a curated record
AUGAAAAAAGGAAAAGCGCAGGGAAAUGAAGAGGCAGAUGGGGAAAAUAUAAUAAAAUGCGAAGAAGGAAUUUCAAAAAAUGGCCAAGUUGACAACAACGGUGAGAGUAACAAGAACAAAAAAGGGGAUAUCAAGAGAAAGGACAAGAAUAAAAUUGAGGACAUCGACGAAGGAGGUACAAACGCACAAAGCAGCGGCUUAAUUGACAAGGACACACUGUGGAGCGAUUUAUACAUUUCAAGACCGUUCUUAAAAGCAUUAUAUGAGCUAAAAUUUAAUAACCCUACUUUUAUUCAAAAAGAUGUUAUACCAUUAGCAUUAGAAGGAAAAAGCAUUCUAGCUAAUUCAGAAACUGGUUCAGGAAAAACACUUGCUUUUGUUUUACCAAUAUUAGAAAGACUAUUACAUAGUCCGAGUGUAAAAAUGAGAAAAGGAAGUAAAAAAAAUAUUAGUAUAACUAAAGGGUUAAUUCUAUUACCAACGAGAGAACUAGCAUUACAGUGUUAUGAUGUUAUUAAAAGUUUAACAAAAUAUGUUUUAAUAACCCAUUCCCUUUUUUGUGGAGGAAUAGAUACUAAACAACAGGAAUAUGAAUAUAAAAAGAAGAAGGAUAUUUUUGUUUGUACCCCAGGUAGAAUUUUAGAUUUAUUAUUAAAUUCUUCUAAUGAUUUUAUUAACUUUUUAGAAAUUGUAGUUUUUGAUGAAGCAGACAAAUUACUAGAGCUAGGUUUUAAGGAAGAAUGCUUAAAGAUAUUAGAUGUUUGUAAGUUUAAGAAACAAAUUUUAUUCUUUUCAGCAACUUUAACAAAGGAUAUUAAGGAGCUAGCUAAUUUUUCUUCAAAAAACCCGAUAUAUAUUCAAAGUGAAAAUAGGAGAAUAAGUGCAAGUUGUGGUAGUAAGGAAGAAAUAGAGGGAAGCAUUAGUACUCCUGUUAUCAAACGUAAUUCUAAGAGUGCCUUUAAAACUUUUAAAAUUUCAGAAAAGUUAAAGCAAGAGUUUGUAGAUAUUCGUGAGGAAAGAUAUAGGAAAGCCGUGUUAUUACAUUUGUGUAGUAAUGUUUAUAAAAAAAAUGCAAUAAUUUUUUUUAAGACCAAAUGGGAAACUCAUGUAAUGUUUUUAACACUUACGCUUCUUAAAUUUAAAUGUGCCGAAUUGCAUGGGGCACUGAAUCAAAAAAAAAGAAUUGAGUCAAUUUUAAAGUUUAAAAAAGAGGAAGUAGAUUUUUUAUUAUGCACCGAUCUAGCUUCAAGAGGGUUAGACAUUGAACAUAUUCGUUAUGUUAUUAAUUAUAACUUGCCAACGAAUGUUGUUAAGUAUAUACAUAGAAUUGGAAGAACUGCAAGAUUAGGCAAGGAUGGAACUGCCAGUACAUUAUACUUACAUAAUGAAAGAAUGGAUAUUAAAAAGAUAUUAAAAGGACUAAGGAAAAGCGAAAAUUCAAAAAUAUUUAAGAGGAGUAUUUCCAAUGAUAACAUUUUACGUUGGGGCAAAUUACUUGAAAAGAAUAAGGAAAAAUUAAAUGAAAUAUUAGAACAAGAAAAAGCAGAUAAAGAAUUAGAAAAAUCUACAAAAGCAAUUGAAAAAAUAAAAAAUUUUAUAGAAUUUCAGGACGAGAUAUUGAAUAGACCUGCAAAAAAAUGGUUUUUAACUAAUAAAGAAAGGUUUAAUUUAAAAAAAUUAAACGCAAAAAGUGAUUCAUUAUCAUUAUGUAAUUAUUCCAAUAAUAACAAAGAAAAGAAUUUACUGAAUAAUAGUGACAACAAUGCUGCUACAAGUGUACGUUCAAAUAAUGUGCGAGAAAAAGGAAAAAGAAGAAAUAAUAGUAAAAAUAAUAGAAGUAAUAAAAGUAGUGAAGAACAGGAGGAAAAGAGGAAACUAAAUAGUUAUCGUUCUAUUAUAAGAGACCUAAAGUUGAACAUUCUUACGAAUAAUAAAAGUAAGUUAACUAGGGGCAAUUCAGAUUAUGCAAAAAUAGUUAAAAGAGGAAGGGGCAAAAGUAGUAGUAGUGCUAGUAGUAAAGAUAAUAAAAAUUUUAAUGUACCCCCAAGAAAGAAAAAAAAAAAAAAUUAA